Molecule: messenger RNA, 1301 nt
Organism: Elephantulus edwardii (Cape elephant shrew)
Lineage: Eukaryota; Metazoa; Chordata; Mammalia; Macroscelidea; Macroscelididae
Gene: HNRNPD
Product: heterogeneous nuclear ribonucleoprotein D (AU-rich element RNA binding protein 1, 37kDa)
Exons: 9
Coding region: 171-944 (257 amino acids)
Biological process (GO): regulation of gene expression
Cellular component (GO): nucleoplasm
Molecular function (GO): RNA binding
Source: RefSeq, a predicted model, not a curated record
CGGCGGGAAGCGGGACCGGGGGCGGCACCGCAGCCGGAGGCACCGAAGGAGGCAGCGCGGAGUCGGAGGGAGCGAAGAUCGACGCCAGUAAGAAUGAGGAGGAUGAAGGCCAUUCAAACUCCUCCCCACGACACACUGAAGCAGCGACGGCACAGCGGGAAGAAUGGAAAAUGUUCAUAGGAGGCCUUAGCUGGGACACUACAAAGAAAGAUCUGAAGGACUACUUCUCUAAAUUUGGUGAAGUUGUAGACUGCACUCUGAAGUUAGAUCCUAUCACAGGGCGAUCAAGGGGUUUUGGCUUUGUGCUUUUUAAAGAAUCGGAGAGUGUAGAUAAGGUCAUGGAUCAGAAAGAACAUAAAUUGAAUGGGAAAGUGAUUGACCCUAAAAGGGCCAAAGCAAUGAAAACAAAAGAACCUGUUAAAAAAAUUUUUGUUGGUGGCCUUUCUCCAGAUACACCUGAAGAGAAAAUAAGAGAGUACUUUGGUGGUUUUGGUGAGGUGGAAUCUAUAGAGCUCCCCAUGGACAACAAGACCAAUAAGAGGCGUGGAUUCUGCUUCAUUACCUUUAAGGAAGAGGAACCAGUGAAGAAGAUAAUGGAAAAGAAAUACCAUAAUGUUGGUCUUAGUAAAUGUGAAAUAAAAGUAGCCAUGUCAAAGGAACAGUAUCAGCAACAGCAGCAGUGGGGAUCUAGAGGAGGAUUUGCGGGAAGAGCUCGUGGAAGAGGUGGUGGCCCCAGUCAAAACUGGAACCAGGGAUAUAGUAACUAUUGGAAUCAAGGCUAUGGCAACUAUGGAUAUAACAGCCAAGGUUACGGUGGUUAUGGAGGAUAUGACUACACUGGUUACAACAACUACUAUGGAUAUGGUGAUUAUAGCAACCAGCAGAGUGGUUAUGGGAAAGUAUCCAGGCGAGGAGGUCAUCAAAAUAGCUACAAACCAUACUAAAUUAUUCCAUUUGCAACUUAUCCCCAACAGGUGGUGAAGCAGUAUUUUCCAAUUUGAAGAUUUCAUUUGAAGGUGGCUCCUGCCACCUGCUAAUAGCAGUUCAAAUUAAAUUUUUUGUAUCAAGUCCCUGAAUGGAAGUAUGACGUUGGGUCCCUCUGAAGUUUAAUUCUGAGUUCUCAUUAAAAGAAAUUUGCUUUUAUUGUUUUUUUUCUUAAUUGCUAUGCUUCAGAAUCAAUUUGUGUUCUAUGCCCCUUCCCCCAGUAUUGUAGAGCAAGUCUUGUGUUAAAAGCCCAGUGUGACAGUGUCAUGAUGUAGUAGUGUCUUACUGGUUUUUUAAUAAAUCCUUUUGUAUAAAAA